UUUUGAGUAGUGGACAGGUCCGGAUCAUUUCCGUUCAAAUUGUAAACAAUAUCAUGUCAGAAGAGAGCGUAGACUUCUCUAAGAUUCACGCUGGUGGGGGAUACUCUUCAGAUUUUGACUCUGAUACAGAGAAAGUCAAAAGGUCCAAGAGGUAUGAUCUUAUUCCAGAGCAGAAGAAAACGACAGAAAAAGUCACAAAUAAGAGGGCCCUUGAGGAGGAGUAUGGGAGGGAGGAGGGCAAAAUACACAGAGUGCAAAUCCUCAGUAUGGAUGCAUACACUCGGCACAAAAAGUAUGUAAAUGAUUACAUCCAGUACUACGGGGGAUCGGAAAGUUUCUUCAAAAGAGACGCAUCCAGAGACAAGACGGACAUCGAUGUAAUCAAGGAACAUCACAGAUUUCUGUGGAACGAGGAGGAAGCUGAUACCUGGGAGAAGAGACUAGCCAAGAAAUACUAUGACAAAUUGUUUAAAGAAUAUUGCAUAACGGAUCUCAGCAGGUACAAGGAAAACAAGGUUGCCAUGCGAUGGAGAUUAGAAAAAGAAGUCAUAGAAGGAAAAGGACAGUUUAGCUGUGGAAAUAGGAAAUGCAACGAGAAAGAUGGCUUGAGAAGCUGGGAGGUUAAUUUUGCUUAUGUUGAAGAUGGAGAGAAGAAGAACGCUCUUAUUAAACUCAGACUGUGUCCAGAUUGUUCCUACAAAUUAAAUUACCAUCACAAAAAGAAAGAAAUCCUUCCUAAAAAGAAGAAGCGAUAUAAAGAAGAUGAAUCUAGUCCUAAAAAGCACAAACCUCAGCAUACAAUUUCAUCAGACACAGACCAACCUGGAAGUUCAACAAGUACAGAUACUGAGAAAUGCCUGAAAGAAGAAAAGUCCGUCUGGAGUGGUCCAGCCAAGCUAGCCGAGGAAAAGUCCAGAGAGGAAGAAUUUGAAGAUUACUUUGAAGACAUGUUUUUAUGAAUAAAUCUGUGUAUCAAUGAAA
Molecule: messenger RNA, 981 nt
Organism: Ostrea edulis (European flat oyster)
Lineage: Eukaryota; Metazoa; Mollusca; Bivalvia; Ostreida; Ostreidae
Product: protein FRA10AC1 homolog
Exons: 13
Coding region: 54-959 (301 amino acids)
Biological process (GO): dephosphorylation
Molecular function (GO): phosphatase activity
Source: RefSeq, a predicted model, not a curated record